Molecule: messenger RNA, 1352 nt
Organism: Pseudophryne corroboree (corroboree frog)
Lineage: Eukaryota; Metazoa; Chordata; Amphibia; Anura; Myobatrachidae
Product: tetra-peptide repeat homeobox protein 1-like
Exons: 4
Coding region: 228-1142 (304 amino acids)
Source: RefSeq, a predicted model, not a curated record
AUAUGUGGCACUGGGGGGAGAGGCUAUAUUUGGCACUGGGGGCAUGUGAGUACCUGGCACCGUGGGGGAAUAUCUGGCACUGAGGACAUAUGUGGCACUGGGAGCACAGCCCUAGCAACAAGCACUACCCCCUAGCAAUGAGCAUGACACCCAGUGCAUGAAACCCCUGGCAACGAGCAUGACACCGAGUGCAUGAAACACCUGGCAACGAGCUUGACACCCUGAGCAUGAAAACCCCUGGCACCGUGCAUGGAACCAAGAGCAUGAAACCCCUGGCAACGAGCAGGCUUGUGCAUCUGUUUACCAUAAAAAUUCCACAUCAUCUGAUCCUAAAAAACCACAAAUGUGUGACUUUGUGUAGCUGUUUGUUCCUGCAAAAUGUGGGCGAGCACAACGGCAAGCUGCUGCUGCUGCUGGGAGCCCACACCAGUCCCCUUCUCAGGCCCCCUCCCCUUCUGUCUCCCCAUCCCCCUCUUCUUCCCAGGCCCAUUCUUAGGCUUCCUCCCCCUCUUCAGCCCACUCCCCCUCUCCGGCCCCCUCCCCCUCUCCAGCCCAUACCCCCUCUCCAGCCCACCCCCCACCCCCUCUCCGGCCCACACCCCCUCUCCAGCCCACUCCCCCUCUCCAGCCACCUUCACCUCUCCGGCCCACUCCUUCUCUCCAGCCACCUCCCCCUCUCCGGCCCACACCCCCUCUCCGGCCACCUCACCCUCUCCGGCCCACUCCUCUCCAGCCACCUCCCCCUCUCCGGCCCACACCCCCUCUCCGGCCACCUCACCCUCUCCGGCCACCUCACCCUCUCUGGCCCAAUCCUACUCUCUUUCCCAAUCCCCCACUCCCGACCAAUCACCCUCUCCGGCCAAAUACACCUCUCUUUCACAAUUCCCCUCUCUGCCCCCCUCCCCCUCUGUGUCCCAAAAAUCCUCUCCACCACCCUCACCCUAUCAUUCUCAAACCCCCUCUGUAAGGUCCUCCCCCUUCCAUCCUCUUACAGAAAUAGACCCUCCUUCCCCCAUCCUGCCUCCUUCCCCCAUCCAGCCCACAUCCCCCAUCCAGCCAACAACACCCAUCCAGUCUACAUCCCCCAGCCAUCCACCUUCGCCGCCAUCCGAAUGGGCAGCAGAGGCCCCGGAGCCACUUGAGGGAGGUGGGCAAGUGGCAGAGGAGAAUGUAGUGGUUGGAGAUACCACAAGUUUGGGAGGAAUUCUGGCCAGCAUGCGCCAGCAACUUCAAAAUUUAAUGGCAACAGUGGAUUUGCUGCAAAAAAUUGUUUAAAAAACAACAACUAUUAUUUCUAAAAAUUUGUUUAUAAAAAAAAUAAUGUACAAAUAAACAUUUUUGUUUCAAGUUAA